CCCUUUUCCCUUGUUUUGUGUCGUUUUUCCCGCCAAAAUCUGCUGCAAUGUCUGCGCCAUCCAAUCCAGCGACCGGACCGUACAUUGACCCUCGCGUGACUGUGCUGCCCCGCACUGUGCAGCUUACCGCGCUACACACCAUCAUGCGCGACAAGGAGACCAGCCGCAACGAUUUCAUCUUUUACUCCAAUCGACUCAUCCGCCUGCUGAUCGAGGCUGGUUUGUGUUUGCUUCCAUUCGAGGACAAGGCAGUCACCACUCCAACAGGCACUCAUUUCGCUGGCAAAGAGUUUUCGGCCAAGCUCGCUGGCGUCUCCAUCAUGCGUGCCGGCGAAUCGAUGGAAGGCCCCUUGCGAGACGUAUGCAAGAUGGUUCGCAUUGGCAAGAUUCUGAUUCAGCGCGAUGAGUCGUCUCCCUCCAAAGAAGCCAAGCUCUUUUACUGCAAGCUUCCAGUCGACAUUCACGAACGCCAUGUUAUUCUGCUCGACCCUAUGAUUGCGACUGGUGGCAGCGCUAUCAAGGCUAUUGAAGUUUUGCGCCAGCACGGCGUCAAAGAGGAGAACAUUAUCUUCCUCAACAUUAUCUCGUGUCCCGAGGGCAUUUCGAACGUGCUGACUGCCUGCCCGCUGGUCAAGAUUGUCACUACCUGGGUCGACGAUUCGCUCAACAACCACAAGUACAUUCUGCCCGGUCUCGGCGACUUUGGUGACCGGUACUUUGGCACAGAGGACGAUCAGCACGGCACCCGCGAGCGCACCUACUCGCUGUCGAGCGAAUCUGCCUUUGCCGAGUUGAUGCUCAAGGAAGAGCACUAAGAUGCGUUCGGUCCCAUUUCUACCCACACUAUUGAAUCCUCCUCCCUUUCCAAGGCGGCGUCCGUUCCUGUCCGAUUUUUCUGUUGCGAUUUCUGAUCCGUUUUUUGUUCCUGUUGGUUUUUUUCCCCUCUGUGUUUGUUUUGCUGAACCCGAGGGUGCUUCAUCCAUCCA
Molecule: messenger RNA, 986 nt
Organism: Capsaspora owczarzaki ATCC 30864
Lineage: Eukaryota; Filasterea; Ministeriida; Capsasporidae
Product: uracil phosphoribosyltransferase 1
Exons: 5
Coding region: 48-815 (255 amino acids)
Source: RefSeq, a predicted model, not a curated record